Wyeomyia smithii (pitcher-plant mosquito) is the source of this 3647-nucleotide messenger RNA. RefSeq names its product diuretic hormone receptor-like. The record is from RefSeq and is a predicted model, not a curated record. Gene Ontology annotation, cellular component: plasma membrane. NCBI's taxonomy places the organism in Eukaryota, Metazoa, Arthropoda, Insecta, Diptera, Culicidae. Gene Ontology annotation, molecular function: diuretic hormone receptor activity; G protein-coupled peptide receptor activity; peptide hormone binding. Gene Ontology annotation, biological process: cell surface receptor signaling pathway; adenylate cyclase-modulating G protein-coupled receptor signaling pathway. The coding region runs from base 1381 to 2724 and encodes 447 amino acids. The transcript has 13 exons.
CUGCCGUGGAAUCUGCAUACUUGGGCCGGUCGCUCGUGCCGUGGUGAGAUCGCGCGCGCGUUUCGCCAUCAUCACCGCAUGGUAGGCGAUAUACCAGAUAGAUGUUAGUAGGUACGAGCAAGUACAGGAUAGUGUAGCACCACGUCGUAGUCCUCUCGUCCGUUCGUUGGGUGCGUUUGGCGCGUGCUGUUGCAACCGGCGACGCGACCGGCAAUUUGGACAAGGGCGGCCGGAGACCUGUGGUUUUGUGCUGCUCGGUAUCUAUUUACCGGUCGGGAAUGAGCAAACAGCCAGUCCGUGCGUUUGUUUGUGCGGAGAUUGCAAGAUAUUGUAGUGUAAUGUUUAGAAUCGCAUUUUAAGGAGAUAAUUGGAUUAACUUGGUGGCUUUCGCUUUUGGGGAAUUGCGGUCAUAGCUUGUGCGGUGACAUGUUCAAGGGAAAACAGUGUAUGCCUGACAGUGAAAUAGUGUACGAAUUUGAGUUUGUGUUUUCGAAAGUGAAUGGCAUCGUGACUCAGAAGUGAAGGCCAAUAAAUGAUAGCACCCACCUCGGUCGCCACCCAGCCGGCCAGAGCAAUCAGCAACGGUCGCAUGGCAAUUUUCCUAGUGACAAACUUUAGCCACACCAGUACUCUCGCAGCGCAACACCGUUCAGCAUUAUCGUCGGUAGAGUUCAUCGUCAACAGUUGGAAGUCGCAUUGCAAUAUCAUCGUCGUCCCUUUUCAAAGUAGACAAGCCACCACCGCAUCGAUGGAGACCCAUGGUGGCUAGAGGUGAUGUUUGCGCUUCGGUCGUAUAUUGUUUCGGUCUGAGGUUCGAUCGGUGCAAGGCGUGUCAAACGUGGUGGAAGAGAAAAAAACGCUAAAAUAUGUAAACAAAAUAAAAACUGAAUGUGAAAACGAACAGCAAGCAGUUACAACGACUUGCGACGGCCAGCGGCAGUUCGGUUCGGUUCAGUGAAAUGUGCCUACCUGCCUUAAGCACUGCAGAAUUUUCGAACCGCGCUGCUGUCGCGCGUGCCGAAUUGCGCGUGCUCCUACUAACCGUCGUCGUAUCUUAACUUCCUCGCGCGCCCGCAGGCGGAGUCUGCCUGGGUUCGCUACAAGCACGUUCGUAGUUGGAAUCAGUUUCGAUUAGAGUAGAGGUGCGACAACACUUUUUGUUAGGUUUUUUCCCCGAUGUUGUAACGAGACUUUGUGGGAGGCGGGCGAUUUGUGAAGAACUACUCUACGUCAGCGGUUUUAGUGAUUGUUAGCAAACAAAUAUGUUUAAAAAAGGUGAUCGAAAUUAUCUCCUGGGUCAUCAUCCAGUGUAGCAAGUGUAGAUAGUGAAAGCAAAACUUUUAUGAGAGUGGAAUAGUAUCAGUCGAAAAGAUAGAUAAAAUGAAAGAAUUUACCAACAUGGAUGGCAGUGACUUCGGCGCCGGUGACAGUGGCAGCAGCAGCAGCAGGGAAGACAGCGGUGACGGAUUUCACCUUUCGACGGAUAGCAACGAAUCCGCCGAGGUACGAUGCCUUAUGCAGUGGCAAUCGGAAGGACUGCUGACGGAUGCUGCUUGCCCGUCGUUCUUCGAUUCCGUGUCUUGCUGGCCCCGAACACCGCCGGCGACUCUAGCUGUGCUGCCAUGCUUUUCCGAGUUCAAAGGAGUGCAGUACGAUAGCACACAAAACGCAACCCGCUACUGUAACAUCGAUGGAACCUGGGACAAUUACACCAACUACGAUGCCUGUCAUCAUCUGGCAGCGCCAUCGACCGUAACGGAUUUCGAUCCGAUCGAGCUGCCGACUUUCAUCUACUUUGUAGGAUACACUAUUAGCUUAUGCGCGCUGGUGUUAGCCGUGACGGUGCUAAUUUACUUUAAGGAUCUACGGUGUCUCAGAAAUACCAUUCAUGUCAAUCUUUUCUUGACCUACAUAAUGUCGUCCAGUCUCUGGAUUUUGAUACUCUCUCUACAGAUGACAACGAAACAGGAACAAGCAGGGUGCAUUUUUUUAGUCACAAUAUUCCAUUACUUCAGUACAACAAACUUCUGCUGGAUGCUGGUGGAAGGUCUCUAUCUGUAUAUGUUGGUAGUGCAAACAUUUUCCGGUGAUAAUUUGCGUUUUCGGAAGUACGCCAUUAUUGGCUGGGGUGGUCCCUUGGUGUUCGUUGUAGCGUGGGCCAUCACCAAGUCCCUUUAUUCGACCGAUUCGCAUGCGGAACACCCAAACAAACUGGAAAUUGAGUGCUCUUGGAUGAGGGAAUCUCAUAUAGACUGGAUCAUUCAAGGACCCAGCUGCGCGGUGCUGAUAAUUAAUUUGCUGUUUUUGUUGCGAAUAAUGUGGGUCCUCAUCACCAAACUGCGGUCGGCCAAUACGGUGGAGACGAGGCAAUACCGGAAGGCGUCGAAGGCACUGCUGGUGCUUAUUCCGUUGCUUGGCAUUACCUAUCUGAUCGUGAUUUACGGUCCGAACGAAGGCGUCGGUAGCCACAUCUUUGCGGUCUCGAGAGCUACCCUACUGAGCACACAGGGUUUCGUUGUAUCACUACUGUAUUGCUUUUUUAACUCCGAAGUGCGGCAAACGUUGCGCCAUCAUUUCUACCGCUGGAGAGACGAAAGGAACAUCUUACGACCCGGUAAGGGCUCGAAUCACAAUCGCAGCAAAGAUUAUUCGCCCCGCUCCCGAACGGAAAGCAUACGCACCGUAGAGUACAGUGUCAUCAUGCUAAAGAGUACGGCUUCAUGAAUUUAAAAGACAUGACAACUAGCCAAACUUCGCCCGCUGGAAUCGACACAGAGGAGAAAGCUAACUUUCACCCAGCCAGUGCUUUCUUGCAGUUUAUCUUUUGACCAGAUCCUGUGAAGACACACGAUAACGUCACAAACAGUAAACAAACAGUGAAGGUACACACAAGCACAAACAAGGACAUAACUUCGGCCUGACAGGAGGGUAAUUGCGAGAACAAAUCACAAAUAAAUUACACUAAACAAAACUUGCCAAUUUAGAACUUACUCUCCCACCGUUUGAUACAAUAUGAGAAGAGCACUUUAUCGAAGUUUGUGCCAGUUUGAAUCUCUUAUCCCUGAAAAUGUGCUCGAACGAACGAAUGAAUCUCCUGCGUGCCAUAUAGUUAUAUGCAACGGAACUGAUUGCAUCGUAACUUUUUCAAAUCCACAGGAAUAGGAUAACUAAUAGCUUGUUUGAAUGUUCAACACGUUUUGAAAAUGAAUGUGAAUUUAUGUUGCUUCUGCUACCGUCGUGAAAAAGAGCGUUUACUAUUGACUAUAGAAGGUCUUGAGACUAGUUUAUUAGGCUGUCGUAAAAUAUUGAAUUCAAUUAACAUAAGGGAACGACAUGUGCAACAGAAUUACAUAAAAAGACAGUUGAUUUUCGAUUGAUUAUAGUGAAAAGCACUAUUUAUAACGAAAGAAUUUGUUAAAAUACCUGCUAGUCAGAUAGCUUAUUACUUUUAUUAAUUAAAUACAUAGGUUGAGUAAGCAUGCUAAAAACUACGGCAGAAUAGCAGCGUUUUUAUUUUGUACAAUGUACAUUUUAAUUAGAAUAUAAAAAAUAACAAAAGAGCAUUUGCCAAAGCUAUUGAUGUAUAUGAAACGCGAAGCAAAAUAAAAAUUCAUAAAUCUUUUUGUACCAUUUUCGUCAAUUUUAAA